CACUUCUGCUCACAGCCGGCAGUCUCUGUCAGUACGAUGUACAGUAUGGUCCUUCUUCGAGAGAAAGGAGGCCACAAUGAAGAAGCGUCCUGCAGGAGAAGGUGGCCAAAAAUCUGCUGCUGCAAGGAGGAAUGACAAGCAGCCACCAGAACAAACAGGGCGUGGGGGAUCUUCCGGCCGACGGUCUUCGAAUGAAAGCAGCAACAACAUGGAUUCGAGCCAUAAUUUGGCUCAUCGACUACUUCUCAAGCAAAAGAUUGACGAGAGUCGCAGAAGGCUCAGUCAACGAAGCUUGAUGGGGAACAGUAGUCAGGGUCGUUUGGACAAUUCGUCGAACAACGCGCACUCUCGUAGACGUCCCGAUCAACCCCGAAAAGCCCCGUCUGAAGAAACAACGCAAACUGCCGAGAAACAACGGCAUGCAUCUUCGUCUGAAAUGUCGCCAAAGAAGAAAAUGGAGGACACGAAGGUGAAUCAAACUGAAGAUUACGUGGAGCAAACGGAGCCUCUAACGAGACAACCAACGUAUGAUGAUCCAGACAAAAUGAUAAAAAUGCUUGCGAAAAGGCAAAGGACACAAGAAUUGGGGAAUCAGGGGAAUGAGGAGGGAUUCAAUAAUGCCACACGAGAAAAUGUGUCCAGCAAACCCUUUGCUUCUACAGCCGUGAAAAAAAGUGUUCGAAUCAGUACUGUAAACCCAAGGGCGUUGUCUGUUGCCAACUACUUGACCCCAGAAGAGAGCAAACAGCUCAUGCAGUCCUGGGAUAGUAGUUUCGCGCAACCAGACCGAGGCGUACGAAAAGUGUUUGCCACGAAUGGGAAGAACCAGAUGGCAAAGCAGCAACAACUACAACCUACAAAAACUCAUCAUGCUCGAACACAGAGUCCACCUCGAAGAUUAACUCUGGAUGAUCCCGACGAAAUGGCAAAAAUGAUUGCCAAGCGACAAAUAAUGAAUGCCAGCACUGCCUCGAGAGAAGAAAUUGUGGAUCAACGCUCCAACAACAACAACCCAACAGUGUCUGGACAUCGUGCUGCCACAAAGAAUAACCGCGGAGAUGCAGGCACCACGCCGGGUGCCUACAAAGAAGCCCCCGGAGAGGCAAUGGUGCGCAAUAACGAUUUGAGAUUCUCCUUGCUGAAUCAUACAGCACCAACAUCAAUGCACAGCAACACUACGACUAGCAGCAGUGCCAUGAGUCGCAAGCCAUAUGCCGUUGGCUCCUCGUAUUCCUCGGUCCCUAGUUUGGAGAAAAUGGAGUCGGAACGAGAGCGCCUGGAGAUGCAAAAAGCUGUGGUGGAAACUUUGGGGCUAAACAAGUCCAUUAUUUCCAGCUCCAUGGCUUCAUCAGCCAGAAGAAGUGGACAGAACAACACUACUAGUCUUGAGACUUUCUUGGAUGAUGAUCCUUCCACCGAGGAAGCCCCUUCGGAUGAGUUUGCCGCAACACCUCAUCUGCAGUCAGUACCAGAAGGCGAGGGUGAUGGAAUGAACAAUACACCACAAGCUUCUUACACCCGUGAUGGUGUAUUGAUUGAAGCCACAUUGGUUCAAUCCAGACGGGAGAGUCGUACUGACGAAGUUUUUAUGGAAGCGACCCCUGCAAAAUCCUCGGAUUUGGCCUGUGCGUUUGUCAGGCAACCCAAAGGGAUGGCGGUAGUGGCUUUGGUGCUGGCCAGUAUGAUUGCCUUGAUUGUGGGCAUGUCGGCCGCCGCAAGAAGUGGCCGCGGCAGUGCUCCAGACAUUACUACUUCCAGCCCAUCUCAAUCUCCCACGCAAGCGCCGACGAUGGAGUUCACUUUGGAUGUUCUGCCUGAUUUUUCCUCACGAGCCAUCCAACUGAGCGAGGAAACACCCCAAUACAAAGCUUGGAACUGGAUCAACCAGGAUCCCUUCCUGAAUGAGUUGGAGCCAGAUCGUAAGCUUCACAGGUUUGCACUGGCGACACUCUACUAUUCAACCAAUGGUGAAGGCUGGAAACAAAACACCAAUUGGCUAUCUUACAAUCACAGCGAAUGUGAUUGGUUCACAACGGAUGGGCUUGGAAUGUGCAACACAGAUUCAGUGGUGACAGCAUUGGAGCUGGAACGAAAUUCUUUGAAAGGUUUCAUUCCAGCUGAACUAAUGCUUUUAAGCAGACUGGUACUUUUGGACUUACGAAACAACUUUUUGAAAUCAGUGAUUCCUCCCCAGCUGGGGAUGUUGUCGCAGGAUCUCCGUACUCUUCUCCUUUCCUCAAAUCAACUUGAAGGCACACUUCCCUCAGAAUUGUUCCUCCUUACAAAACUCUCGGAUCUCUACUUGUCAUCCAACAAGCUUCGAGGUACCAUUGGUACAUGGAUAGGACAAAUGAAAGAGCUCAGAACCUUGGCCUUGAGCACUCUUACGCUUGACGGCCCCAUUCCCAGUGAAAUGGGCCUCUUGACGCAACUAGGAGACAUAGACCUUAGCUUGAACGGGUUUUCGGGUGCGAUUCCGACCGAGUUGGGCGGCUGCAGCGCCCUAGUGUCGUUGGACUUGGAGGACAAUGGAGCUCUGGAAGUGGUUGUUUCUGAGCUGGGCUUGCUGCAAAACUUAACAGACUUGGACAUGAGUGGGUGCUCACUAAAAUCUCGUCUUCCCACAGAGCUUGGGCUUUUGUUGUCAUUGGAAUCGCUGCAGAUUCGCGAUGCGGAGCUGUUUGGGAGCAUCCCAUCAGAAUUGUUUCGACUCAGGUCAUUGAGGGCUAUUGAUUUGGCCAUUGGCCGGCUCACAGGCAGCAUUUCUUCGUUGUUCGGAGAACUGCAUCAGCUCAAGUCUUUGAAUUUGAAUGCAAACCUGUUCAGUGCCACCAUUCCAUCGGAGCUUGGCCUUCUGGACAUCGAAACAUUGUACCUGGCUUCAAACAGACUGUCAGGACCCAUUGUAUCGGAACUCUUUGGAAUGCAACACCUCACAGGGCUUUCUCUUGCAUUGAAUGCCAAGCUCAGUGGGUUUCUCCCAUCUGAGAUUGGCCUGACAACAUCACUGGAAUCCCUGGAUCUAAGCUUUCUGGAGGGCCUCCCUGGCAGCAUUCCGAAAGAAAUCGGAGCACUCUCCAACUUGCGGGUUUUAGAUUUGGGUUACAACGGGUUGUCAGGAUCAAUCCCACCACUUGGGCGAAUGAGCUCUUUGACACAUUUGUUCAUUCAGGGGAAUAACAUCACAGGACAGCUUGGUUGCACAAGAGAAUUUUCCGCGUUGUCAAAGCUUACAACGCUCUGGCUAGAUGAAAACAAGCUGACGGGGCUGUGUUCAGAGAUUGGAUUGCUUUCGUCCCUGACGGACUUGUCCUUACACUCCAACUCAUUGAAUGGAUCUUUGCCAUCCGAGAUUGGAAGGCUGGGGCAAUUGGUUAAUCUGGAUCUUUAUGAUUGUCCCUUGACUGGAACGCUGCCAUCUCAGAUGAAGAUGCUGACUCGACUUAAACAACUUUACCUUGGCAAAAGCAGCGUCCAGAAUACGCUGUCCAAUCUUCCCAGUGGUUUGAUGUAUCUUGUGAUCUCCAACAAUACAGUCACUGAAUCGAUUCCUAGUGAUGUUGGCUUGUUGACAAACAUGGAGUACAUUGACAUCACGUACAGUCCUUUCUAUGGACCUCUUCCCACCGCGAUUGGCCUAUUGACUGCCUUAACUUGGCUGUCAGUUUCGAAUACGCAAAUAUCGGGAUCAAUACCUUCAGAGUUAGCCCUGAUCAACAACUUGCAAUGGCUCUAUUUGAUGGACAACAAUCUCGAAGGGUCAGUUCCAGAGGAGCUCUUCCUGGAUCUGUCAAGUCUCACUACUCUAUCUCUCGAAGGCAAUCCUUUGACAGGUUCUAUCCCACCUUGGUUUUGUUCGCCAACUCGAUACAUUGACUGCGUGAACAUUUCCUGUUCAUGCUGUGAGUGCCUUGGCAGCCUCUAGUUUCAUGGCGCACGAUGGAGUAGCCAUAAAUGCUUGACUUUAUAAUUGGCAGAGGCAAGCUUGAUCAAGAGCUGCUACUAGCUAGCUAGAGAAACAUAAUACCGGUAUCUAAUCAUGCCUCAGCAGGCACUGCGGAUUCUACGAAGCCUUGCACAAGAUUCGAAAUCCUUUGCUUCAACACGGUACCGGUAUCUCACCGUCAAGCUCAGGUAUGCGACAAGGGAGCUCGCAGCGAGAUCAAUUCAUCAAUUCUAGCUAGCUACUCCUAGUGCAAGUUGCCAGUUGCCAGCACCCCCCCUACCUACCGGUACCGGUAGCCUACUACUACUAGUACAUUGUUUUCACAACCAACCCGCUUUGGUCAAGCCACGCAGCUGUUUCUCGCGGUACCGGUACCAUGCAGGAUCCGAGGCUGGGAAUAAAAGAUUUUCGACAAACUGCACAGCGCGUGAUAGAUAGCCGCAACAGGAAAAGCACAACACACUUACU
Messenger RNA from Seminavis robusta, 4414 nucleotides. The record is from the annotation of a GenBank genome assembly. NCBI's taxonomy places the organism in Eukaryota, Bacillariophyta, Bacillariophyceae, Naviculales, Naviculaceae.